AUGAGACGCACGAUAGAAGCACUUGGACGAUUUGGUUUUGUUGUUCUUUUUGCUGCACGGUUUCUAGGCUUCUUUCCGCUUCGUGAUGCAGGUGCUUUGAAGGGUCCAAAUGGUUUUGAAGAGCUUCGAAAGUCCAUCAAAGAAGGCCAAGAUUUCACCAAAGAUAUUGCAGCCAUAUUACAUGAAAGAUCCGAAUUAGAAUUGAGCUAUGCGAGAAGCUUAUCGAAGUUAGCCACAAAAAUUAAUAAAGCAACUAAGCUCAUCUUAGGGACAACCCAAAAUGCUUGGCAAGAAGUGGCUCUUCAGAUGGAAAAUGAAGCUGACACACACAGGUAUGUUUGA
Messenger RNA from Stegodyphus dumicola, 342 nucleotides. It is a transcript of the gene Nost, whose product is annotated as Nostrin. The record is from RefSeq and is a predicted model, not a curated record. Gene Ontology annotation, cellular component: plasma membrane; cytoplasm. Gene Ontology annotation, molecular function: protein binding. NCBI's taxonomy places the organism in Eukaryota, Metazoa, Arthropoda, Arachnida, Araneae, Eresidae.